This is a messenger RNA of Aureobasidium melanogenum CBS 110374, 1848 nucleotides long. Its product is annotated as ATP-binding cassette transporter-like protein. The transcript has 7 exons. NCBI's taxonomy places the organism in Eukaryota, Fungi, Ascomycota, Dothideomycetes, Dothideales, Saccotheciaceae. The record is from RefSeq and is a predicted model, not a curated record. Bases 1 to 1848 code for a protein of 615 amino acids. Gene Ontology annotation, cellular component: membrane. Gene Ontology annotation, molecular function: ATP hydrolysis activity; ABC-type transporter activity; ATP binding.
AUGACCAACAGUGACGUAGAUGAAUUGAGGUGGACCAACAUAUCUGUGGCAGUCACAGAUAAGAACACGAAGCAACCGAAAUUGCUUCUGAGAAGCGUUUCUGGUGAUCUUAAGGCUGGUCAAAUCAUGGCUCUCAUGGGUCCCUCUGGGUCUGGCAAGACUACUUUGUUGAAUGUGCUUGCGGGACGCCAGGCGACCGCCAAGUGCAAGACCGAGGGUGAUAUAUUGGUCGAUCGUGCGGCUAUUCUAAGAAAGACCUUCCAGAAGCUGUCUUCCUUUGUGGAGCAGGAACACUCCUUGAUCGGAUCUCUCACGGUUGCAGAGACGCUCGAUUUUGCGGCUCGAUUGGCAUUGCCAAGUACAAUCACCAGCCGAGAUCGCAAGGACCGAGUCUUAACUCUAUUGGACAGCUUCGGUCUUUCUGGUCAACGAGAUGCUUUCAUUGGCUCACCUAUCCAGAAAGGCAUCAGCGGCGGACAAAAACGUCGAGUAAGUGUCGCCAGUCAACUUAUCACCGCGCCGAAGAUUCUUUUUCUGGACGAACCUACCAGUGAUCUGGAUUCGCUAGCGAGUUUUGAAGUAGUUCAGUUCCUCAAAACCUAUGCUCGCAAGCAUAAUUUGAUCGUCAUUGCUAGUAUCCAUCAGCCUUCUACGUCCACAUUCGAAUUGUUUGACAAGGUUCUUCUUUUGUCACAGGGCAAGGUUUGCUAUGCCGCGUCGGUGCCGGGCAUCAACCCUUAUUUCGAGAAUCUAGGUCUUCCUAUUCCUGUCAUGAAGAAUCCAGCGGAACACCUGCUCGAGAUAACCAACAUAGACUUCUGGAAGGACAAGCAGGCUGGAGCACGGUUACUCGCUCGAAUUCAGCAAGCUUGGAUUGAUCCCAGCGUAUCUACCACACCUGAGCCAUCUUCGGCAAUACAAGCCCAUUCUGGUUCUUUUGAAUCCGAUCAUCGGGGUCCAGGAGUGGCCGAAGUUCUCCGAAUUCCCGUGACUUUACUCCACCGGCUACUCCUCAAGAGUUACCGGGAUAUUGUUACAUACUGGAUCAGGUUGGUCAUGUACCUGGGAUUGGCGAUCAUAAUGGGCACAGUCUGGCUACGUCUUAAAGGCACGCAAGAUGGCAUUCAACCUUUUAUCAACGCAAUUUUCUUCGGCUCAGCCUUCAUGUCUUUCAUGGCCGUUGCGUACGUCCCGGCGUUCCUCGAAGAUUAUGGUACAUUUGCCAAGGAGCGAGCCAAUGGUCUCUACGGCCCGACGGCUUUCACGAUUGCCAAUUUUUUGAUUGGAUUACCCUUUUAUAUAAGCAAUCAACUCAUCAUCGCAUUGACAUUUUCUCUGAUAACUUACUGGCUCAUCGACUUUAGAUCCGGCGGGACGGCAUUCAUCACAUAUGUGAUGUGGCUGUUCCUUGGCCUGGUCGCGGCCGAAUCGCUGGUCACACUGGUCUCCCUGCUUUCUCCUAAUUUUAUCGUGGCCUUAGCUCUAGUCGCUUUUGCUAAUGGACUAUGGAUGUGCGUGAACGGAUUUUUGGUGCCUACUAAGAGCCUCAACGUCUUCUGGGGAUAUGUUUUCCAUUAUAUCGACUAUCAGGCAUACGUAUUCCGCGGAAUGCUCGUGAACGAGUUUUCUCGUAGGAAUUAUACCUGUGCAUCAUCUUUGACUUCGCAAAGCGGGUGCUCUUGUUCAUAUACAAGUGAGCUAGCCGAUCACUGCUUGAUUGACGGCAAAGCAGUACUUUCGUAUUACGAUUAUUCGUCUGGGCAGUUGGGCGAAACAGUCGGUCAUAUGCUUGCCAUUAUUGCUGUUUACAGACUGCUUGGAUGGGUGGUGCUUUACCUGAGGGAAUGA